This is a messenger RNA of Lingula anatina, 2365 nucleotides long. RefSeq lists its product as uncharacterized. Gene Ontology annotation, biological process: transcription by RNA polymerase I; nucleosome assembly. Gene Ontology annotation, cellular component: nucleolus. NCBI's taxonomy places the organism in Eukaryota, Metazoa, Brachiopoda, Lingulata, Lingulida, Lingulidae. The record is from RefSeq and is a predicted model, not a curated record. Gene Ontology annotation, molecular function: DNA binding; histone binding.
GAGGCCUAGAGUUGAGGAGGAGCAUUACUAUUCUGAAGAGUCAGACGAUGAAUAUGAUAUGGACGACGACUUCAUUGAUGAUGGCCCGAUGGAACAGAACAGUGUAUCCAAGUACAUCAAGGAGAUCUUUGGCUAUGAUAAGAGAAAGUAUCGUGAUGAGGAUGAUGACGUCUCAAACAUGGAGGCUAAUUUCCAUGAUAUCAUGAAAGAAGAAUCUCGCAGUCUCCGCCUGGGGAUGAAGGAAGACUUGGAAGACAUGAAAGAUGAAGAAGCAAGAAAGAAAAGAAGAAAACAAAAACAGUUAGAAAAAUUAAAAGCAGAGAGGAUAAAGAAAAGAUAUUAAUUUCAUAUUAUAUUUUGAUUUCAUUAAACUUUUUACAAGCUGUCUGUGAUAAAGGAACACAUGCUCCACAGUUGAAAACUAUAGAAACUAUAGGUUAUAUAAGUAACGGAUGGAGAGCUUCUUGUUGGGUUUUGUCUUCUUUGUAUUGUCAUUUGUUUGCAUAUUUUAGUUGCUGUUAAAAAAAAGAAUAUUGCCGAAUGUUCUCAGAGAUUCAUGUAUAGAAAUGGAAAAAAGCAUUUCCAUUAGAGUUCCUAUCAUACAGGAUAUGCUGUAUAGAGGGACUGUUCUUUAUGACGAGUAUUUUUUAAAGGCGUGCUAACUAUAGAUCUAAAUGUUUACUGUAAUGUUAAGAAUGUCAUGUCUUACUAUAAAUUUCAGAGGACAGCCAUGACAUCAAGUCCUUUUAUUUUAAGUCUGAAUCGUGCAGGAUGAGUAGAUUUGCAGGAUGUGUGUACAAUGGACAGUCGACAGUUUUAAAUGUGGAUACUUUACCUUGAGUUACAUUUUGCAGUAACCGAUGUCACAUGUUUGACAGAUAUUUAUAAGGAACAGACACUGCAUGGAAUUAAUAGCAGUUGACACAGACUUGCCUCAAGAAGUUGACAAAAUAGGAAAUAAACCGUAGGACUUAGUUUUGUUCACAUUUGACAUGACUUGUAUAAGAAGAUAUGACGUGAGGGUACUAGGAUUGCAGUGCAAUAGUUUCUGAUAUGAGCAAGGGUUGUUCUUUAUUUUCAAUUGUAUUUUACCAUUUCAAAUCUUGGCUGAUCAAAAUGAUUUUAGUAAUUUACAAUUUUAAGGUGCUGCAAUAUAUACAGAUGUGAUGUGCUUUUUCCCUUGGCAAUAUAUCAGUAAUUGAUAUAGUUCAAAGAUAUAUUCCUUGUGCAUCUGCUAAAGAAUGAAAUGGUGCAAUGAUGUUUGUAUUUUUCUUUUUCAUUCUAGAUUGCUUUGUUUUAUUUAUUUAUUUACUUAUUUUUAUAAUAGAUAUGAAUAUUGCUUUAGAAUAAGUGGAUAUUCAUAUAAAUUUGUUACAAAACCACCACAUGGAAGCAUUUGCUAUUAGGUGAAAAGUUAUUUCCUCUUGUAAUACUAUCUUGGCAAUUACACAGCAAGAAAAUGCAGGUGCUCUUACAGUUUAUUGUGCAUAUGUAUUAAUGUUUUUUUUCCCUGGGAAGGCCUCCAAAUUAAGUAGUUCAUAUAUGGUGGAUAGUUGAUUGUGGCAGUUAAGAUAUUAUUGGUGCUGUCAAAAGCAAUGCAGUAGUUUCUAUAUACAUGUUGUAGAUGUAAAAUAUAAUCGUGACUUCGUGAAAAAAAUCAUGAAAUGCUUUGCUGCUUUCAAGCUGGAGGACAGGUGAAGGCGGUGUUAUGAUUUCAAUAUCUAUUGUAUUUGUACGACUAUACAUAACUGAUAAUACAGAGUUAUCUUGUUCAGCGGGUAUCUUGUGUUACAUGCAGCAGGAAAUAUAUAACUUGGUCACGACUAUCAGGAAACAAUAAACAAUGAGUGUCCUUUAACGAAUCUCAGUUUUGCAUAUUCAGCGAGUGGUGAUUCUUUGUUCCUUGUAUCCUAAAAGUGCAUUUUUACUGAAGAUUUCCUAAGGACUAUUCCAAAAGCACUCCUGUUGGUGAGUACUAUAUACUCAAAUACAGAAAGCUGCUGAGCUGAAUAACAAUUCCAAGUAAAAAUGGGACCAGAAGCCGUACUUCCUCCCUGACUUUUAGUUUUCAACAUUCCUUUCAUGCUACCUGUAGCAGAACGGUAAAAGGCAAUCCACAGAAAUAUCAACGAGGAUUGCUUCACACUGUGACAGAGGAUUCGAUUUUCGCAGUGCCUGCUGGGACGGGUUGGCGGUCGUCUGCCAAGAUGCUUCCAUGAUCUGACCGUGUUGAUUUUUCUCGACGCUUAUGUCGCCAUUUGCAGGAAAUUGCUCUUUUUAUUCCGUCCCAUAAUCUUGUUCUAACGGACUUUGUGAAGAAACAAAACAGCAUAGCGUUUCCGAGACCCUGGGAACCAUCGCCUAU